This is a messenger RNA of Branchiostoma belcheri (Belcher's lancelet), 1948 nucleotides long. RefSeq names its product metalloproteinase inhibitor 1-like. Gene Ontology annotation, cellular component: extracellular matrix. Gene Ontology annotation, biological process: negative regulation of membrane protein ectodomain proteolysis; negative regulation of endopeptidase activity. The record is from RefSeq and is a predicted model, not a curated record. The transcript has 5 exons. Gene Ontology annotation, molecular function: protease binding; metalloendopeptidase inhibitor activity. Bases 293 to 1306 code for a protein of 337 amino acids. Lineage: Eukaryota; Metazoa; Chordata; Leptocardii; Amphioxiformes; Branchiostomatidae.
GCCCAAUAAUCCCCCACGCUGUUUGUUCUCAGUGGCUUCGCAUGCGGACUAGAACCUUUCCCCCCUGAUCCGGUAUCCGCCCGGGAAACGUGAGAUUGAGCGGGCCUAGUCCGCGGUUUCCGUUGAACCCCCGGCCUUCCCGGAAACGCAGAAAGAGACGGGAAGUGGGCUGGGCAGCGCCCGCGUGGAGAGUUGGGAUAAAUUGAGGCCCGGCUGACGGAGUAGCUCAGUUCUGUGCACCUCAUCGCUUCAUCUGCGGUCGCGCCAGACGAACUCUCUCUCUCCUACAACGAUGGCCCGUGGUGCGUUCCUGUGCUUGUUGGUGGCGGCCUGUAUGACCGGCGGGGCCCUGGCCUGCUCCUGUAUGCCGACUCACCCGCAGACCCACUACUGCUUUGCAGACUUCGUUGUCCGUGCCAAGGUUGUGGACGGGCCGCAUCUGUACCAGCCGGACGGAGUGCCCUCCCCUGAGCCGGAACCGGAGGCAGAUGGUCUGCCGGUCUACGAGCUGCCGACUGACGCGAGCUUGGAGAGGACAACCCUGCCGCCUCUGCCGGGGCAGGACGACACGCCAUCUACCGACGUCCACAGGUACCGUAUCUCCAUCAGUAAGAACUUCAAGGGACAACUGGGAAAAGAUGUGGACCCUUCGAACGUGUACACCAUGGCAGAGACGUCUUUGUGCGGGAUCGAUAAAGAACUCAAGUCUGGACAGCUCUACCUUUUGGCAGGAUACAUCUAUAAGAACAAGAUGCACGUGGGACUGUGUAGCUGGGUCAGUCCGUGGGAGGAGGUGACAGAGAAGCAGAGGCGUGGACUCAAGUACAUGUACAGAGACAACUGCGAAUGUGCCAUCCAGCCGUGCCUGCGCGGUAAGACCUGCACACCCUGGGACGACAAGACGUGCCUGUGGGACGACAUGUACACCACUGACUGUACCCGCCGCCUCAGCGCAUGCGUGAAGAACUCCGCCACCGACUCCUGCAGCUGGUUCGUGCACCAGGCCAUGCGGGACUGCACCAGCCCCAUCUCCCCCGAGGCCGCCGGCAACAUCCCGGAGAUCCCCCAGCUGCCCGAAGUGGACGAGCCCUUCUACCCUCAGGUGGAUACUCUCCUGCCGCGCCCUGCCGGCGGAAAUGGCGUCGUCAACGGCGGAAAUGACGUCGACCGUGAGAUUGAGCGGUUCGAAGACAGCAGCAACGAGGUCGACCCUGUCGCCUACCCGGUGGAGAAGGCGGACGACUACCUGGACGAGUCUAUCGACGUGUGGUUAGGCCGCUGGGGCAUCGACGGGGGCGCCCCCUGAGAACCCACCUGUAAUCAUUCACCAACCCCUUAUCAAAUUGACCCCCACCCCCGCCCAACGAUCGAAUUUCGCAUAUAAGUUUCGUAUUACUAUUACUAACGUGUGAUUUUAAGAAAAUCGAUCUUCAUUUGGUUUCUUUUGAUUAAGAUCAAAUAUGUUUGUAUUAUAUACCGAUGCCUUUCUCAUAAUCAUAAGGAAUAUAUUGUUGUAGGGAAAGGAAUAAUAAUGAUGAUGGGAAUGAAUAAGGGAUUGAGUGCCGUAGCUGGUAUUAAUGUUGACUGCUUUUUCUGGUUGCUAAUAGUUCUGGUGAUGAUGUUGUAAAUAGCUGUGGAAAGGAACUUUUGUAUGAAUCAAGCUCAGCUGUCAUUUUAUUCCGCUAUUAUAAAAGAGUACAGAACGCACAUCUGAAAUGAAGGAAGAAUACCAAUAUUGCUAUAUAUGCGUAUAUGCUAUAAAACAUAAGAAAAAAACACAUGAGAAAUAGCCCCCUCCCCUUUAAACUCUUGUUUGUUAUGAAGCCUUAUUAACACUGAUGCUUCUCCAUGUACAAGAACUAACUGAAUCAUGUUCGAAGUUAUCAAUGUGCUUAACCAAUAGGCGUCGUCUGACUUGACACCCUCUAAUAAAGGCUGAAAGCUAUAA